AUGACACUGGGACGCACUGUUGUUAGUAUUAUGGAUGCCCCCGACCCCCCCACCGUAGUCGCGCUAUUGCCGCCAGCGUUCAUCAGUCGUUCCGGUCCUACGCGUGAGUGCGGGGAAAGGGGCUUCCAAAAUUCUCUCCACGGCAAGUACACAUUUAUUAAUAUACAUCCGGCGACUGACUCGUACCGUGUUUCCAGUACUACACAUUUGCAUGUUCCGACAUCGGUCCUUACUGAACGACACGUUGAUGACGACACUCCAACUGCUGAACUGACAUUCCACCAGAAUGACCGUGACCUCAGACAUCCGCAUGUCUCCUCGCCCAACGUGAUACUGGGACGCACUACAGAUGGAAUUAUGGACGCCCCCGACCCCCCCGCCGCAGUCGAGCCCUUCCAGCCAGCGACCAGCAGUCGUCCCGGUCCUGCUGGUUUGCUCCUGUUGCCUUGCUUGCCAGUCUGGGCCAAAUCCGAUGAAGCCUUAUCGACAAUCAGCUCGGCACCAGCUGCAAGUGAAACGGAUACAACCGAAUUCGUCACCACCCUAGAAAGCAUUCACACAACAAAAGUGAUUGAGGAAAUCACCGAUAAUAGUAUUAUAAUUAGUCCGACAGCAAGCAUGUAUUGGAGGGAGUUUGUACCUUUCGACAACGGAAUCGACAGAAGCCUGUUGGAAGAGAAUGAAACAUUAAACAAAAACUCCCUUGAAUUCUCACCAAUGCCAAGCGUGGCGUUUGAUCAAAAUGAAACUAAUUAUGUAACCAAUUAUGAUGCUCGAACACAGGCGGAAUCUACUACAACCAUGGGUAUGCUAAGCGAAUGGGCGAAUUGUUCGCAUUACUUCAAAAAUAGAACUGUGGUUGAUCUGUCCUUCGAUGGCGGGUAUCGGCACGUUAAACCUAGAGUGCCUUCGCACCUCCUUUCCGAAGUUCCAAUCGUGUUUAACGAUAGAAGCGCUGAGCAAAGGACGGAGAAUGACAGUCGCGAUGUGGAAAUGCAAGACUUAUCCAGCUUACAUUAUUUUCUCGAGGGAGAUUAUAUGGUUUCAUUGAUAACCAAUCAAGAAGACUUUGGUGUCAUUCUUUUCGUUGUGGAUCGCGUUAACGAGUUACAAUUGAUCAACGAUAAUGGAACAUUGGGAUUGCGUAUUGUAGUUGUAAGGAACACGUCGGAUGCUCGUCAGCAACUACAAGACGAAGUGGAAUAUUGCCAAAAAUGUUUGCGUCAUUCGAUUGGGAUUUUCGUUGUUUCAUCACUAUGGCCCUUGCUACAACCGUUUGUGAGUUCAAUGGAUUUCAACAUCUAUCAUUUUCCGGCAUCUGAUGACCUUCUGUACGCAAAAGCCGCCCAUCUGUUGUAUGAACUGCCAUGGUCCAAUCCGAAUUCCUCGAUUGCGGUGCGCUCGGAGUCAACGGAUCAUUCCAACAGGUUUGUCGCGAUGUGUCGCCGUCAUCAUCUAUGCCUGGAGAAUUUCCCGAGUGAUCACACGAUCUUCAUCGUCUUAGGACUCACCCGCUCUAUUAGUUUUGCAACCAAUGGAACGUUGAUUGUUGUAUUGUCUGGUCAGGACAAGCUUUAUGUGUCGGAUCUUCCGGAUGGUUCAUACGUGAUUGCUGAGAACGAAAUGAAUUUAUCGGCAUUUGAAAAUCAGUUGGAUCUAAUGACAAAUCAUCGCUACGGUACAAAUCUAUUAGCCAGUGAGUUGUUUUCAUCAGCUUCUGUGUUUUUAGAGAUUGUAGAGCUGGUGAAUUUGUUUAGUCACUUCGACGAGAAAAAUAGUACUGAUAAUGGAGCGAAUUUCGGAGAUAUAUUGAGUAACUGGCAGUACUAUGCUAAAAUACCUCCGCCAAGAAUUGUGGCAGACUUAAAAUUAGACAACAUAACGCAAUUGAUGACGUUUGAGUUGCGUCAGAAGUUUUGUUUGAAAGACAAUAAUUCCGAAGGAGUCUUAAAUUUGAAAUCCAUUGCUAGCUCAAACUUGAUAACCAACGUUACAACAGUCUACCAUUCGAAUGAAAUCGGUUAUCCACCGAGUAAGACGGAAAAAUUGGGAACCAUCUUUUACUGUACAAAAGAGUUCGAGAGUCGCCAUCCUGAAUUUUCAAACCCGCAUAAGCCUAUUUACUAUGGCAAGGAAUAUGCGGAAAUGUAUUGGCAGAUAAAACAGGAGCCAUGGAUAGCAGCUGGCCUGACAGUGUCGUCAUUAGGAAUUUUAUUUUGCUUGGCAAUACUUGUUUUUAUCAUUGUCCGAAUAUGCAUGGAUGAUGUUAUGGAAGGCAAUCCGCUCAGCAGCAUACUCCUGUUAGUUAGUUUAAUAUUUCAAUUUGUAUCGUUUCUUCCAUUUUGUCUUGAGUACACAGGAUAUCUGCCCGAAUUUCUUCACAGAGCAGAUAACAUUUACAUCUGGAACUCGUUGUGUAUAGUGAAACUCUUCCUGGUAUCUGUAUGUUAUUGCCUCACCUUUUCUAUUUUACUCUGUCGUGCUAUAAUGCUGGCGUCCAUAGGCAGUGAAGGCGGCUUUUUAUCACAUGUAAAUGGCUAUCUACAAAGUGUGAUAUGCGUUUUUAGUACUCUGGUUCAACUCGGACUUUCGUCGCAGCUAGCCAUUGUAUUCCACGCUAAUGCUCGUAAUGUUUCUUGCAAUGAAAUCUAUUUUGGAAAUUGGUUCUGGGGCGUGAUUGCCUACGAUGGAGUAUUACUAGCAACACUUGUUCUAUUGUCGCCAUUUAUUUUCAAGUCUCAGCGUAACUAUCGAGAAGGAUUACUCUUGGUGACAGGAUCCAUCCUCUGUUUGAUAAUUUGGUCAACGUGGAUACCGCUAUCUAUGUUUGGAUAUGAAUGGCGAGAAGCUGCAGUAUCACUGGGGUUAAUUGCGACAGCUACUGCGGUUUUGGUCGGUAUUAUGAUUCCACGAUGUUUUCUGAUGGUACGCAGCAUUGCAAGAGCUGAUUUAGUGCAAGCUUUACCUUCAUUAACUUCAUUGGCGUUUACUCAUGCAAAUCAAUGCAUGUCAGAACAGAGUGUCUACGAAUGUGUGAACCCGGCUAUGCGACAGCAACGUUCAGUAACUGCGGAAACCUUUUUAGAACAUGAUAUAGAAGAUCCGUAUAUGGCCACCAGUGAAAUUCCCACUUUGCCACUACGUGGAAAUCGGAGGAGCCAGGGGUUGCACGAAUCAAACGGAGCGUUAAACGGCACGGCAGUUUUCUAUGGUAUCAACAAUCCAUAUAACUGCCCUGACUCGAUUCGUUCCGAUAUCUCUCCGAGUAAGAUAACUAGGUUCUAA
This is a messenger RNA of Sabethes cyaneus, 3285 nucleotides long. RefSeq names its product protein bride of sevenless (gene boss). Gene Ontology annotation, molecular function: sevenless binding; adenylate cyclase inhibiting G protein-coupled glutamate receptor activity. The record is from RefSeq and is a predicted model, not a curated record. Bases 1 to 3285 code for a protein of 1094 amino acids. The transcript is spliced from 6 exons. NCBI's taxonomy places the organism in Eukaryota, Metazoa, Arthropoda, Insecta, Diptera, Culicidae. Gene Ontology annotation, cellular component: membrane. Gene Ontology annotation, biological process: G protein-coupled receptor signaling pathway; visual perception.